This is a messenger RNA of Schistocerca cancellata (South American locust), 3757 nucleotides long. Its product is annotated as telomere length and silencing protein 1 homolog. Gene Ontology annotation, cellular component: spliceosomal complex. The transcript is spliced from 6 exons. The coding region runs from base 85 to 1008 and encodes 307 amino acids. Gene Ontology annotation, biological process: mRNA splicing, via spliceosome. NCBI's taxonomy places the organism in Eukaryota, Metazoa, Arthropoda, Insecta, Orthoptera, Acrididae. The record is from RefSeq and is a predicted model, not a curated record.
CUUUGACUGUUUUCAACUUUGUGCAUGUAUAUCUGUGUUUAUGUGGUGUUUAUGAUUGUGAGUUUGUAAAUAAAGGGUAGUGAAAUGAGUGCAGACACAGAUGAAUCAAAUUCUGCUGAUGCGGUAAUUUUUAAACGUAAGCGUAGAAAACCUUUAAGAAAACGCAACGAUGAAGAAAUGGAAUCCAAUGAAAGUGAGGAAGAGGAAGAUACAAGGAAAAAAUUAGAAGAAAUGAAGACACUCCAAAAGCUUCGUCAGAGGCAAAAUGGUGUCAGCUUGGUCAGCUUAGCCCUUGGAAAGAAGGUUACAUUACAAGAAGAGACGUCUGUGACGGAUCCAUUUAAAGUGAAGACUGGUGGCAUGGUGGAUAUGCAAGCCCUUAAAAGUGGAAAAGUGAAACGUGUUGAUGAUGCCUACGACACAGGAAUUGGAACGCAGUUCUCAGCAGAGACAAAUAAAAGGGAUGAGGAUGAAGAAAUGAUGAAAUAUAUUGAAGAACAGUUAUCUAAGAGGAAAGGGAAAGUAAAGACAGAAGAAGGAGGUGGAGAGUCUUCUGAUCAAAAGUAUUGUUCUCCAGAAGAAUCUGCACUCCUUGCUGUGCCAGAACAUCUCCGAGCCUCAUCAACACAUCGGUCAGAAGAAAUGCUUUCCAAUCAAAUGCUUAGUGGCAUUCCUGAAGUGGACCUAGGCAUUGAUGCAAAAAUACGUAACAUUGAAGCUACUGAAGAAGCAAAGCUAAAGCUACUUUGGGAACGCCACAGCAAGAAGGAUGCUCCCUCACAGUUUGUUCCAACCAAUAUGGCUGUUAACUUUGUUCAGCAUAACAGAUUUAAUAUUGAAGAUCCAGAACCACCUAGGAGAAGAGAUAAACAUGUAGAAGAAAAGAAGAAGGCUGUUGUUGUGGGAUUAAACCCAGAAGAGAGGGGCAAACGACAACGGGACAAUGCUGAAAAGGCAACAGAUGAUUAUCAUUAUGAACGAUUUAAAAAACAAUUUAGGCGUUAUUAGUAUGUGUAUUGAGAACCUCUAGCUGAUUUAAUAUUCUCUUGAAGUAAGUUUUGACUUGUUAAAAUAUUUAAAACGAUAGCACUACGACCAUGUGUGACGAAAGGAGAUUAAAACUAUUAUAACAGCAGCGGACACACUGAGUAGUUCACACAGAAUCCAGGAAUAUAUGUUUAAUUUUGUAAAAUAACUUUGUUUAUAUAAAAUAAAAACCCUUUCCCUUUUUAAAUAAAUGAAAGCUUUCAUCUUGUUGACUGAUAAGAUGGUAAGUUGUUGGUUACCGUUCUGUUCUUUAUUGCAUGACAUUUCAGAAUAAUUUCUAUUAUAAUCAGUGCAUCUGUCAGAUUCAUUUCUUAAACAUUUUUUCUAAGUGCUUUAUGGCAGCUGGGUAGGUCAUUGCCUCUACACCAGCAGGAGCUGUUCAUCUGUGGAAAAUUGGUGCAGUUUGAGCAUAAUUCUAAGUUGUGGCAACAAAGCAAAAUCAUAUGGGCCAAAAUCAUAGAUAUAGGGUAGUAUCUUGUUGUAGUUCACUAGUGACAGUGUGCCAAGAAAUUAUUGCUAGAAAAGAACACGCUAUUGGAUCUCAGUCAUGGAUGGACGGUUGUAAGGACCUGUUUAAUUUGGAGCAGGCAUUGUUCCUCAUACCACUUCCCAUUUUUGAGAGAUUGAAUCCUCUUCACUUAUGAAGUAGAAAACUGAUUUUUUGUCUUUUUGAGGAACAGGGGUUUUCAUACUGUAAAGUUCAAAGAUUCCCCUGUGAUAACACAUGAAACACACUACUCUUCUUUAGGGGUGGGAAAAAUUGACCAGUUAAAACCAAUACUACUAUUUUAGUUCUGAAUAAUGAUUAUUUUUUAUAUUUGUUUGGUAUCAGUUGUAACAGAUGUUUUUUAUAUUCUGCUAAUAGGUGAUUAAAAAAUAUAACAAUUACAGGUUGAGUCACGACUGAUGGUGGUCGAAUUUAGACUUGUUCUGCGCACCUGUGCCAUGCAUUCUUUGACAACCAACGAGCAGUCAGUAAUGUUCUCAGCACCCUGCUGUGAAUGUCAGUGUCAUAGCCAUUGCAGGCAUUAAACGUGAUUGUAGUGAGUAUAUCAUGGGGCUUCCAUUAAACACAUUCAGAUACAUUGUACUUUUAUUUUGGAAUCCUGGAUGGCUCUAUUAAAUAUAUUGUUAUACUAAAUGCAAAGCUUCCACUUACAGAGACUAUAUCAGACACUGCAUCUCCUUUCUUAUUUUCAUUUUGAAAUAGAGAACUACAUAUGAUGUCUAUCACUUAUCAUUAUUUACUUCAUUCAAAGAUAAAUCCUUGACUAACUAUACUGCAAUCCACAGUACAACUGGAACUGUCAAGAUUGUGAUCAUCUUGUGUAAGUGGAUAAAUAAACUUGAUGUGAAGUACAAAAUUUUAAUGCUCUUUAAUAUUUGGAGUCUCAUAAUAAGAAACUAUAGCACUUGCAGAAGAUUGUAGCUUAGUUGUAGGAUAGAGUGUGGUGAGAAAUAUUUGUUAAGAUAAAAUUUAGUACACUGUGCCCUUUCUGAGUUAAUCAGCAUUGAAAUUAGUCAAUCGGACCAUUGUGUGUGCAAAUUCAGGAGGCUUGGCAAAUACAAUUAUUGUCAGUUGACCUAAUAGCAUACACGGUAGUGCAGGAGAUUGCUCAGCCUUCUGUUCAGGUUUCAUUCGUACUACCAUUCCAUUCCAAUUUUUUUAUCGGUCUCUUGUUCUGUUUUAGGAAACCAAAUGAAGAACACAUUUGACAACACCGUCUCUGGUAGGCUGCUUGAAUUUGCACACACAAUGGCUUCAUUGACUGACUUCGAUGCUAAUUAACUCUGAAACAGUGCAGUGUAUCGAACUUUUUUCUUAACAUUUGUUUUUCAGCACAACCUAUCCUGCAACGUGUGUACAAGCAUUUGAGACUGGUUCUGAUCACCUAUAUUUUGUUACAAGGAAGGUGGCUACAUAUCCCAUACAAAUUUUUAAAAAAGCAGUGUUUAGUCUCUGUUAUGUUAUGAUUGCACACUAAAGGGUCAGCACACGAAUACAUCUGUAAAGCAUGGCAUCUGCCUCCAAAUCACCACAAAAUUUGUGUCAUCACGCUGAAGUUACUGACAGUGAAUAAUGCUUUUCAAGUAGUUAUGUUCAAAAAGCUAACUGUGGUGUAAAGGCAGCCCUGGAAAUCUACUUUCCAACAUCCUCAUGUUUGCACAGGGUAUAGAAUAUAUAGAACAUAGUGCUAAUGGCCAGAAAUGAACCCUAACUCUGCACCCAAAGUUGGUGUCAUAUUCCAUGGAUCAUUUGAAUGAUUAAUGAUAAUGAUGUGAAACAAGUUGUUUGUCUUUCACAUUGUACAUUCAUGGCUGCAUGCUGACCAUUUAUAAGUACCUUUAUUAUACAAGUGUUAGUGACUCCUACCCACCACCUUUUACAUAUUAUAAAAACCAAAAUUAUUCUGUGGACUGAAAUGAGCUGUCAAGGAGAAACUUUUUUGGUUUGACAGACAGCAAAAUUAAAUCUGAAAACAGACAUUGUAUAUCACUGCGUAAGUGGUCAAAAAUUAUGGUGGGAGCAUUGUGCACCCCUUUUUGUGCUAAGAACAACCUUAGUGUGGGGUAUUAAUGUCAUCUUUUCUUCUGAUAUUGUAAUUAUGUGCAUCAGUGUUGCUUUUGAACUGCAGUGCACUUCAUGAGAGAGUAAAUAUACAAUGAAGCUGUAGUCAAAAUGUCUAACUCCGUGGAAAAAAAAAAAGAA